UGCAAAGAGAGAGAAAUUUCUUUCGCCCCAUUAGUAGAGAGAGAAGCAGAGGAGGAGGAGAGAUCAGAAAAACAAGACUCAGCAAAAAUGAAGACAAUCUUGUCUAGCGAAACCAUGGAUAUUCCAGAUGGAGUGAAAAUCAAAGUAAAAGCAAAGAUGAUUGAAGUUGAAGGACCAAGAGGAAAGUUGAUUAGAAACUUUAAGCAUCUUAACUUAGAUUUUCAACUUAUUAAGAACGCUGAAACUGGGAAAAAACAACUUAAAGUUGAUGCUUGGUUUGGAUCUAGAAAAACUUCUGCUUCAAUUAGAACCGCACUUUCUCAUGUUAAUAAUCUUAUUACUGGUGUUACUAAGGGGUAUAAGUACAAGAUGAGAUUUGUCUAUGCUCAUUUUCCCAUCAACGCUUCAAUUACCAAUGGAAAUAAGGGUAUCGAGAUCCGUAACUUUCUCGGGGAGAAGAAGGUGAGAAAGGUCGAUAUGCUUGAUGGAGUCAGUAUUGUCAGGUCUGAGAAGGUCAAGGAUGAGCUUGUGUUGGAUGGGAAUGAUGUUGAGCUUGUCUCUAGAUCUUGUGCCUUGAUUAACCAGAAAUGCCAUGUGAAAAACAAAGAUAUCAGGAAGUUUUUGGAUGGUAUUUAUGUGAGCCAGAAAGGAACUGUUGAGGUCGAAGAAUAAAUUGGUGGUACUACUCUGGUAGUUUGGUCAAGUUGUUUUCUUUCUCCUGCCAUGAUGGCCUACUUAGUUGGAUACAUCACUUGUUGGACUAGUAUAGGUGGAGACACCUUUUUUCAUUUUGGGGUUAAACUUUUGUAGUGGUGAUAGUAGUAGUUUGAAGUAAUGGUUUGAUUUACAGAGAAUUUCUAACCAUAUUUGUGUUUUGGAUGAUUUGAGUACGUGUUUUGCUAGUUCCAAGUAUGUGGUUUCCUUAUGUAGUGAUGUGUUUGUUAUCCCAUUGCAACUUUUAUUGAUAUUCUAGGUUCUGUUA
Papaver somniferum (opium poppy) is the source of this 982-nucleotide messenger RNA. RefSeq names its product 60S ribosomal protein L9-like. The record is from RefSeq and is a predicted model, not a curated record. Gene Ontology annotation, biological process: cytoplasmic translation. The transcript is spliced from 3 exons. Lineage: Eukaryota; Viridiplantae; Streptophyta; Magnoliopsida; Ranunculales; Papaveraceae. Gene Ontology annotation, cellular component: ribosome; cytosolic large ribosomal subunit. The coding region runs from base 88 to 672 and encodes 194 amino acids. Gene Ontology annotation, molecular function: structural constituent of ribosome; rRNA binding.